Cuscuta campestris is the source of this 2382-nucleotide messenger RNA. The record is from the annotation of a GenBank genome assembly. NCBI's taxonomy places the organism in Eukaryota, Viridiplantae, Streptophyta, Magnoliopsida, Solanales, Convolvulaceae.
CGUUAAGAGUGACGACUUCUUCGUGGGUCUUCUCUUCUUGCUCUUUUUAUUUUAUCUCUGUAACCCAAAACGGGUUAUCCUCUGCGUCUUCAAACACUUCUUCAUUCUCUUUGACAAGUUCUUCAUCCCAAAUGGGAUCACAGUCCUCGUCAUCAUAUUCGUCCCAGAUGAUCUUUGGGGUAGUGGGUUGCAUGGUUUUGGUAGCUUGAGAAGAAGGUAGUUCGGACUUAGAAAAAUGGGUAGCAAAGGUCGGAGUUUGAACCAUGAAGAAAGAUGACUCUUCAAGGGUACUUUUGGGGGUUUGUGGUAGGCUUAAAGAUAUGACUUUGGGAACGGAUUGGGGUGGGGACGUUGGACCGGAGUUAGGCGUGUGUUGGGCAUUUUGUGGAGGGAUGAGGGGCAUGGUUUUGGAAGAGUUUGGAGGCAGGGGUAUUGAGAGGGUUUUGGGGUUCUUUUGGGCAGGGGUUAGAGACAAAAAAGAGGUGGUUAUUGAGGAGUAUUGGGGCAUGGGUGUUGAGGUGAUAUUGGGGACAAUCUGGGCAGUAGUUGUGGAAGGGAUAGGUGAAGGGCAAUCAACUACACGACCACCACUUUUUGAUGGAACCAAUUAUACAUAUUGGAAAGAACGAAUGAGAAUCUAUAUUCGUUCCACAAACUUCCAAUUAUGGUUGGUUAUCAAAAACGGGGAAGAGGUGCCGAUGAAGAAAGUUGGCGACAAGUUGAUCCCCAAGAUCGAAGACGAGUUUGAUGCCGAGGACAUCAAAAAGGUCGAGAACUAUGCAAAGGCAAUAAACAUGCUUUAUUGUGCUGUAAAUCCUGAUGACUACCGCAAGAUCUCCUGCUGCUCAACCGCCAAGGAGAUGUGGGAUAAACUUGAGGUGACGUACGAAGGAACGGACCAAGGACGUGAGGCCAAGAUUGACUUCCUCACCCAAGAAUAUGAGAUGUUCAGGAUGAAGGAGCACGAGAAGAUCGACGACAUGUUCGACCGAUUUUCCAAGAUAGUCAACAAUCUUCAUGCAUUGAAGAAGACUUACACCGACAGGGAUCUUGUACGAAAGAUCCUACGGAGCUUGACAUCCGAAUGGCGAUCCAAGGCCGAUGCCAUCUAUGAGUCAAUCGGCAUGUCAAAUGUCACCAUCGACGGUUUAAGAGGUAACUUAAAAACAUAUGAAUCUACUAUACUUAACCCGUCUUUGAAUGAUCAGGGAAAAGGCAUAGCAUUAAAAGCCUCCAAAGAACCGGCAAUGAAUGACUCAAGCGACGAAGAUGAAGUCAAGCUUGUCAUGAAGAAGUUUUGUAAACUUCUAUGGAAGAAAGAGAAAGUUGAGGAUGGCCCUGUGUGCUAUGGAUGUGGUAAAGCUGGGCACAUCAAGAACAAAUGCCCAAGAAGCGAAAGGAAUGCUCCUCACUUCAAAAAGCAAAGAGCAUACAUCUCGUGGGGUGGAGCCUCCGGCGAUGAAUCAAGCGAACAAGAGGGAGAAGAGGAAGCAAAUCUUUGUCUCAUAGCUCAAGAAGAAGAGGAGUCCGCCAACAACGAAAACCAAGAGGUACGUAUUUCUUCUACCGGUUCUUAUUCUCUUGAAGAAAUGCAAGAAGCUAUCCAAGAGCUUUAUGACGAGUUUGUUAGCGCUUCUAAAACCAACAAAGCUUUAAAGAAACGUUUUUCUAGUCUUGAAACUGAGUUUGAAAAACUUCAAAAGGAAAACAAAAAACUAAAAGAGGAAAAUAAAAUUUAUGGUAAAAGAAGCGCCGACAAACCCGAGAGCUCUACAAAACCUUGUGACUCUUGCAUAGCCUUGAAAGAACAAGUUGCUGAAUUAGAAAACACGGUGAAGAAAUUUAAUAAACCACAUAAGGAUCUUAAUCUCAUUUUUGAUUCUAUGCAAUACACUAAACAAGGAAUAGGUUUUGGGAAGAUUGAUGAACCUAGUAAUAAAGAAAACGUUGAGCAAACACCUAGACAACCUUCUAAGGCUCAACGUACGUAUCAAAGUGAGGAACUCAGGGGGAACCAGCGAUGGGUGGUUUAUCCCAUCGCUGGGAAGGAAGUAUUUUCUAACCAGUAGUCCUCUUCCCAUCGAUGGGAACUUCUUCCCAUCGCUGGGUGUUUGACACUUUUUUUUAAAAAAAAUUUAACAGAUUUCCAGUAGCUGUCUUCCCAUGGAUGGGAGAUCCUUACCAUCGCUGGGAAGGCUGCCUUCACUUUUUCCUCCCUUUCCAGCACCUGUCUUCCCAUCGAUGAGAGAACCUUACCAUCGCUGGGAAGCCUGCUGCAGUUCAAAAAUCAUAGCCGUUGGGAACCUCAUUCAAUGCCCAACAGCCAUAUUUUCGAACACCAAGGGCCCAAAUUCUCUUUUCCUAUAAAUAUUAACCAUCCUU